AUGACAUACACAGCUCUCCAGAUGUUCAUGGAGAACUUGAACAAUCUGAUUUACUGCAACCAUAAUCCACUCAUCAACAACAAUCCAUCCAUUUUAUCUGAAAGGCCUCAAUUCCAAUGGCUUUAUCAAGAAUUUGGCAACAUGAUCCAAACCCUUUUCAUCCAUAAACAUCAUCACCUGCAUGAGCUCCAAAAACUCAGAUUUCUCAAGAGAAGAUUCACAGAUGCAGCAGAAGAAGCACAAGAUGUCAUUGAUCUAUUUCUAUCUGCUCAUCACUUUAGAAACAAUAUUGGAAUUCUCCGUAGAUCUGAUGUCUUUAAAACCUCCCUGGAUCUUGAGAAGAUAAUGAGAUCAAUCGAGUCUAUCAAGGUGGAACUCAUGACUAUCAACAUGGAUAACAUGGAGAUGGAUUCGUCAUCAAGAAUCGACCGCCCCAAAACCCGUUCUGCAGCUGAUGCCGCCAAGACUUUCUACACCAGAAAUCCUUAUGGAACUAAGAAACCAUCGGAAGAAAUUGUUGUGGGGCUUGAUCGUGAUGCUGAGCUCAUACGCGACAAACUUGCUGAAGAUACAAAGCAACUAGGCAUCGUGUCUAUUGUUGGUAUGGGGGGACUUGGUAAGACUACCCUAGCUACCAAACUAUUCAAUGAUCGUUUCGUUGUGUAUCAUUUCCAUAUUCGUGCAUGGGCCACCGUUUCUCAAACAUAUAUAAAACGGGAUUUCUUGAUUCAAACUCUAACAUCCAGCAAUGUUCGACAAGACCUUCUAGAAGCUAGCGAUUCUCAACUUCGUGAAAAGUUGCACAAGCACCUAAUGGGCAAGAGAUUUUUGAUUGUGAUCGAUGAUAUCUGGAGCACUGAGGCUUGGGAUGAAUUGAAAUUACUUUUUCCCCAUGAGAACACUGGAAGUAGAAUUUUGCUCACAAGUCGCCUCAAUGAAGUCGCUUUGCAUGCGAAGCCACACGGAUUUGUCCACUCACUGUCUUAUCUGACAGAAGAACGAAGCUGGGAACUACUGCGCGAGAAGGUGUUCCAUGGUGAUGAGUGUCCCAAAUCGUUGAUUAAACCUGGAAUGCAAAUUGCAAAAAACUGUCGGGGACUACCUCUUUCAGUGGUUGUCAUGGCUGGAGUUCUAGCAAAGGAAGUAAUGAGUAAAGAUUUCUGGGAAAAAAUUGCUUCCGGUGUCUGUUCGUAUAUUGUUAGCGACCAGAAAGGAACCAUGGAAACGCUAGCUUUAAGUUACCACCAUUUACCUCAUCACUUGAGAGACUGCUUUCUUUAUCUAGGAGGCUUCCCAGAAGACUUUAGGUUCGUUGUAGAAAGGUUGAUAUGGUUAUGGGGGGCUGAGGGAUUUAUCGAAGAAGUGGGAAUUCGAAGCAUGGAGGAAACUGCAAAGGCAUACCUUUUGGAUCUAGUCGACAGAAAUCUUGUAAUUAUUGCAGAAAGGAAGUUUAACGGUGAUGUCAAAGCUUGUAAACUCCAUGAUCUCGUGAGGGAACUAUGCCAGCAAAAAGCGAAAGAAGAAAGAUUCUUCCAUAAAAUAGACCCGCCACAGCUGUUUUCUCAACCUCCUGAGGUAACGAUAGCGUAUAAGCAACGCCGUCUAUUCACAAAUCAAGAUAUCACAUUCAUGAACUUCGCUCGUCCCCCCACCCCAAGCAUUCGAUCGAUUUUGUGCUUUCAUCAGGGUAGAUGCAUGAUUAACAAAGUUGCAAAGAAUUUACGUUGCUUUGCGCUUCUUCGGGUGUUAGAUCUACAAACUUGUGAAUUACAUUACUUUCCACAAGGGAUAGCAGUACUGGUUCACCUAAGGUACCUUGCUAUGAGGUAUUCAUUAGGUUUUCCAUCCUCGAUAUGCAAUUUAUGGUGCCUUCAAACCCUCAUUCUUAAAAAAUAUCGCGGCUCUAUAAAUUUACCUCGUAACAUGUCAGAUUUGGUGAAUCUGAGGCAUUUGUGGAGUAACGCGGAGCUUAUUAUUCCUACCACUGAAAAACCGAUGAAAUUGCUAUCCAUUUCGGAAGUGAGAUAUGGAGAUGGGGUGGAUAUGUUUGGGAAAUGUUUUCCAAGCAUCAAGAAGCUUGUAUAUGUUAUUAUCCCAGGUGAGGAAUGUCACUUUGAAUUACUCCCUUCCCUUGAAACAUUGAAGUUAAGGGUGUCGGGCUACCCCAAAGACGAACCGAACUUUCGACAGAUCAAUCACAUUUGGUUCCCUGCAACAUUGAAAAAACUUACGCUAGAAAGGUGUUGUCUACCUUGGAGCGCGAUGUCGAUCAUUCAGUCGUUACCUAAGCUAGAGGUUCUCAAACUAAAAGAAGAUGCCUUUGAGGGAACACAGUGGAAUACAGGUGAGAAGCAGUUUCCACAAUUGAAAGUCUUGAGACUUGAGGAGUUAAAUAUCAAACAUUGGGUAGCUUAUAGUACAAGCUUCCCAUGUCUCAAACGAUUAUCAGUGUGGAUGUGCGACAAUCUUGAAGAGAUCCCCCUUGAAAUAGGGGAAAUCGCAACGCUUGAGCUUAUUGAAACAGACAGCUGGAACUACUCUAUUGUGGAAUCUGUCAAAAGAAUUCAAGAAGAACAACAUGACGAGGGGAACACUGAGUUGAAGAUUACUGUUGAUGGAAUGGAGUUACCCACUUAUUUAUCUGUGCAUGAGGGUUCAGAAUCAGAGAUUGAAAUAAGCUCACCAUUUUCGAGUGGCCACCAUUAA
Messenger RNA from Cynara cardunculus var. scolymus (artichoke), 2706 nucleotides. Its product is annotated as putative late blight resistance protein homolog R1B-12. The record is from RefSeq and is a predicted model, not a curated record. Lineage: Eukaryota; Viridiplantae; Streptophyta; Magnoliopsida; Asterales; Asteraceae. The transcript has a single exon. Gene Ontology annotation, biological process: defense response to other organism. Bases 1 to 2706 code for a protein of 901 amino acids. Gene Ontology annotation, molecular function: ADP binding.